Messenger RNA from Staurois parvus, 1401 nucleotides. Lineage: Eukaryota; Metazoa; Chordata; Amphibia; Anura; Ranidae. The record is from the annotation of a GenBank genome assembly.
AUGUCAGUUUUCCCGAAGAUUCUUCUUAAAAGAGAAGUACAUGAUCAUCUGCACAAUGUUUAUCACAAUAAGGAGCUUGUUGCUAAUUUGGGCAUGGUUGAAGUGGAAAGAAAAUUUGAGCGUCUGCAGAGUUGUCUGUCGCACCCGCCAUCUUUUACCACCAUUAGGGUGAACACCUUGGUGACGUCUGUGGAAGAUGCCAAGCAACGUCUGGCUGAAGAAAUAAAAAAGCAAUUUCCAGAUGAUGUUAUCCCAAUUCAUCAGCAUCCCAACCUCAAGGACCUCCUAUUGAUUCCAGUUAUUGGACCAAGGAGGAUACAGAAGCAGCAUUCAGUACAAGUCAUCGUUGGAGCCCAGUGUGGAAAUGCUGUCCUCCGAGGAGCCCAUGUGUACUCUGCUGGGAUUCUGUCUGCUUCCAAAUGGAUGAAGGCUGGUGAUGAGGUGUCCGUGUUCUCUGACAUCAGAGGGAAAUGUAGAAGGGGGGCGGUGGAAUUCGAUGGAGCCAAAGUUUUUAUUGGCAAUGGAAAAGCGGAACUGAGCCGCUCAGACAUCUUCUGUACAAACAGCCCUGUAAAGGGGAAAGGCAUCAGAAUGACAGAAGCGGUAUACUCCAGUCCAUCCUUUGACAAUAUGCUGCCAGGAUAUAUAUACUUGCAGAAUUUACCGUCUGCUGUUGUCAGCCAUGUUUUGAGCCCUCAGCCCGGGGAACGGGUGUUAGAUAUGUGUGCGGCUCCUGGAGGAAAGACCACUCAUAUCGCUUCUCUUAUGAAUGACGAGGGAGAAGUCAUAGCUAUGGACAAAACUGCCAGCAAAGUGGAGAAAAUAAAGCAUAAUGCUUCCCUGCUGCAACUCAAAUGUAUCCAGGCCUACUGCUUCAACAGCACCAAGGCCGUGCUAUGUGAGCCCAAGGGGAUGGAACAAGGUCCCGGACCUCCGUUCUGUCCAGAGUCAUUUGACCGCAUUCUCUUGGAUGCUCCUUGUAGCGGAAUGGGCCAGAGGCCUAAUAUGGCUUGUCUGCUAUCCCUAAAAGAACUGAUUUCUUACCAAGCCCUGCAGCGCAGACUUUUCAGCACGGCUGUUGAGUUGUUGAGGCCUGGAGGCACAUUGGUGUACAGCACAUGUACCAUAACUUUAGCUGAAAAUGAAGAACAGGUCGCCUGGGCUCUGAAAACCUUCUCCUGCCUCCAGCUUCAAGUGCAGGAGCCCCACAUAGGAGGAGAAGGCAUGCCCGGUGCUGGGUUGUCCCUGGACCACUUGAAACUUCUACAGCGGUUUGACCCGUCGGCCACUGAAAUGCAUGACGUUGAUGCAAACAAGUUAAAGUCGGAUGACGACCUUGUUUCCCUCGCGGACUCUGACACCAUUGGCUUCUUCAUAGCCAAAUUUCUCAAAAAGUCCUGA